Messenger RNA from Penicillium longicatenatum, 402 nucleotides. RefSeq lists its product as uncharacterized. NCBI's taxonomy places the organism in Eukaryota, Fungi, Ascomycota, Eurotiomycetes, Eurotiales, Aspergillaceae. Gene Ontology annotation, molecular function: deaminase activity. The record is from RefSeq and is a predicted model, not a curated record. The coding region runs from base 1 to 402 and encodes 133 amino acids. The transcript has 3 exons. Gene Ontology annotation, cellular component: cytosol; mitochondrion.
AUGUCUUUCGAAAAGAAGCCAAUUACUGCCUCCGGUGCACCCGCACCUCCACCUUUCCUGUCGCAGGCCAUCUUGAUGGGCGACUUCCUCUUUUGUUCCGGACAAGUUGGCUGUCACCCCGAAACCGGCGCGCUUGUCACAGGCUCAAUCGGAGAUCGAACCAAACAAAUCCUCUCUAAUCUCCGUGCCGUUUUGGAAGCGGGCGGGACUAGCCUGGAAAACGUUGUUAAGUGUAACAUCUACCUUACGAGCAUGAGCGAUUUCGCUGCUGUUAAUGAAGUCUAUGCGGCGACGUUCACGAAGCCGAUGCCAGCGCGAACUUGUGUCUGCGUGAAGGAGCUGCCAUUGGGAACGGACGUUGAGAUUGAAUGCAUCGCAGGUGUGUCGAAAUCCAAGCUUUAA